Molecule: messenger RNA, 2751 nt
Organism: Elaeis guineensis (African oil palm)
Lineage: Eukaryota; Viridiplantae; Streptophyta; Magnoliopsida; Arecales; Arecaceae
Product: pyrophosphate-energized vacuolar membrane proton pump
Biological process (GO): proton transmembrane transport
Cellular component (GO): membrane
Molecular function (GO): inorganic diphosphate phosphatase activity; diphosphate hydrolysis-driven proton transmembrane transporter activity
Source: RefSeq, a predicted model, not a curated record
GGAGCUCGUAUCGGAGAGGCGCUAGAGAGGGAGCUGUUGAAACCCUCGGCGUUCGGUUCCGCGUUUCUUGGGGAGUGGGAGUUGAGCUGCUCGUUGGGCGAUUCUUUCCGGCCGGAUACGACAAUGGGGACGGCGAUCCUCUCCGAUCUCCUGACGGAGAUUCUGAUUCCUGUGGCCGCGGUCGUCGGGAUCGUAUUCGCCCUGAUCCAGUGGAUGUUGGUCUCCAAGGUGAAGCUCUCGCCAGAGCAGCACCCACCGGCUAGCGGAAACAAGAACGGUUACACUGAUUACCUCAUCGAGGAAGAGGAAGGCCUCAACGACCACAACAUCGUCGUCAAGUGCGCCGACAUUCAGAGCGCCAUUUCGGAGGGAGCUACAUCUUUCCUUUUCACGGAAUAUCAGUAUGUUGGGGUGUUCAUGGUGGCUUUUGCAAUUCUGAUCUUCCUCUUCCUUGGCUCUGUGGAGGGCUUCAGCACAAAGAGUCAGCCCUGCACCUAUAGCAAGGAUAAGACUUGCAAGCCUGCCCUUGCUAAUGCCAUUUUUAGCACAGUGUCUUUCUUGCUUGGUGCAAUCACCUCUGUGGUUUCUGGCUUUCUUGGGAUGAAGAUUGCAACUUAUGCAAACGCCAGGACUACUUUGGAGGCCAGGAAGGGUGUUGGAAAGGCAUUCAUUACUGCAUUCCGGUCUGGUGCAGUAAUGGGGUUUUUGCUUGCUGCAAAUGGGCUUCUGGUACUCUUCAUUGCAAUCAACCUCUUCAAGUUGUAUUAUGGAGAAGAUUGGGAAGGCCUUUUUGAGGCUAUUACUGGUUAUGGCCUUGGUGGUUCUUCCAUGGCCCUUUUUGGGAGAGUUGGUGGAGGCAUUUAUACAAAAGCUGCUGAUGUUGGUGCUGACCUUGUUGGAAAGGUUGAGAGGAACAUCCCUGAGGAUGACCCUAGAAACCCAGCUGUGAUUGCUGACAAUGUUGGUGAUAAUGUUGGUGAUAUUGCUGGUAUGGGGUCGGAUCUGUUUGGCUCAUAUGCUGAGUCUUCCUGUGCUGCCCUUGUGGUUGCCUCAAUCUCUUCCUUUGGAGUUAACCAUGAACUGACUGCCAUGCUGUACCCCCUGCUCAUUAGCUCCAUUGGUAUCAUUGUUUGUUUGAUCACUACUCUCUUUGCAACUGACUUCUUUGAGAUAAAGGCAGUGAAGGAGAUCGAGCCUGCACUUAAGAGGCAGCUCAUAAUCUCCACUGCUCUUAUGACUGUGGGAAUUGGGAUUGUUAGUUGGAUAGCUCUCCCAUCAACCUUUACAAUCUUCAAUUUCGGUGCCCAGAAGACAGUGAAGAACUGGGAGCUGUUCUUCUGUGUGGCAAUUGGUUUGUGGGCUGGCCUGGUCAUAGGGUUUGUUACUGAAUACUAUACAAGCAAUGCAUACAGCCCUGUGCAAGAUGUUGCCGAUUCAUGUAGAACUGGAGCUGCCACUAAUGUUAUCUUCGGGCUUGCUUUGGGAUACAAAUCUGUCAUCAUUCCAAUUUUUGCGAUUGCUGUCAGCAUAUUUGUUAGUUUUAGUUUUGCUGCUAUGUAUGGUAUUGCAGUUGCUGCUCUAGGAAUGCUCAGCACCAUUGCUACUGGGCUUGCCAUUGAUGCAUAUGGGCCCAUCAGUGACAAUGCUGGAGGUAUUGCUGAGAUGGCUGGAAUGAGCCACAGAAUUCGUGAGAGAACUGAUGCUCUAGAUGCUGCUGGAAACACUACUGCUGCCAUUGGAAAGGGAUUUGCUAUUGGUUCAGCUGCCUUGGUAUCUCUGGCACUUUUUGGUGCUUUUGUGAGCCGAGCAGACAUUUCAACCGUUGAUGUUCUUACCCCUAAAGUCUUCAUUGGAUUGCUUGUUGGUGCAAUGCUUCCUUACUGGUUCUCAGCCAUGACCAUGAAGAGUGUUGGUAGUGCAGCUCUCAAGAUGGUUGAAGAAGUCCGCAGGCAAUUCAACACCAUUCCUGGGCUCAUGGAGGGAAGUACGAAACCAGACUAUGCCACCUGUGUCAAGAUAUCCACAGAUGCUUCUAUCAAGGAAAUGAUUCCUCCUGGUGCUCUUGUCAUGCUCACCCCUCUAAUCGUUGGAACCUUCUUUGGUGUGGAAACUCUGUCAGGAGUUCUUGCAGGCUCUCUUGUUUCCGGUGUUCAGAUUGCUAUCUCCGCAUCCAACACUGGUGGGGCAUGGGACAAUGCAAAGAAAUAUAUCGAGGCUGGAGCUUCGGAGCAUGCCAGGACCCUUGGUCCCAAAGGAUCAGAUCCCCACAAGGCCGCAGUGAUCGGUGACACCAUUGGUGACCCUCUCAAAGACACAUCAGGGCCAUCGCUCAACAUUCUCAUCAAGCUCAUGGCUGUGGAGUCACUUGUAUUUGCUCCUUUCUUCGCCACACAUGGAGGUCUUCUCUUCAAGAUCUUCUGAAGGAUAAAAGAAAGAGUUGCUUCAUCACACUUCAGAAAAUGCAUCCUACCCCUCAAAGCACCGCACCGCUACAUCAUCAUCGGAUCACAUCCUCUUUCUAUUUAUCUUCCCCCCUGAUCUUCUAUACUUAGAACUCCGAUUUUUAUUUUUAUCUUUGGUCCUUAGUUUCAGGUGGUUCUCACGGUGUUACGUUCGAGUGCCCAUCUUUGCUGGGCAUGAGCAGUUAAAUUUUCCUUGUGGUAGAUAAAUUGUGAUGAUGAUGACAAUGAUGAUCCUCAGAAAGAGAUUAUAGACGGUUUUCAUAAAAUCUUGCGGUUUGCCUGCUUUUCA